AUGUCUAUUAAUCUUACGCUUAGUGUAAAAAAGCCUGUUUCUGCAUUUUUCGAUUGUAUCCGUUACGCAAGCAAAAAGACUGGUGGAAGUACUAGGAACACUAAUUGUAAAGUAAGGCCGAAACACAGAGGAUGGAAAGUUCAAGAUGGUCAUUUUGUCCAAGCUGGUCAUAUUCUAGCGACCCAACUAAAGACCAGAUUUCACCCUGGUUUGAACGUUGGUUUGGGUCGUAAUGGAACAUUGUUUGCAAUGGAAGCAGGCAAAGUGGUUGUUACAUGUGAGAAAUUUGACCCACACUGGGAACACAAUUGGGUGCAGAGAAACUAUGCCGGGCGAGAAAACCAAAACAUAUUGAAAAAGUAUUUCAAUGUAAUACCUGAGCCUCAGCAUCAAAGGUUCAAAUUGAUUGAUGAAAUU
Messenger RNA from Iphiclides podalirius (scarce swallowtail), 417 nucleotides. Lineage: Eukaryota; Metazoa; Arthropoda; Insecta; Lepidoptera; Papilionidae. The record is from the annotation of a GenBank genome assembly.